This is a messenger RNA of Cannabis sativa, 432 nucleotides long. RefSeq lists its product as uncharacterized. The record is from RefSeq and is a predicted model, not a curated record. The transcript has a single exon. Lineage: Eukaryota; Viridiplantae; Streptophyta; Magnoliopsida; Rosales; Cannabaceae. Bases 1 to 432 code for a protein of 143 amino acids.
AUGUUAAAUAGAUUGAAAACAAAAGAGAGAUUGCUUAAGCAUGGAUUACAAGUUAGUGAACUAUGCUGCCUGUGUAAUGAUCAAACUGAAACGGUGCAACACCUAUUUUUUGAAUGUGAUGUGGCUGUGAAAUGGUUGCAAGAUAUAAAACAGUGGCUGUCUUGGAAUGUGGUGUCUUUGAAUCUUGCUACUUUACUCAGGUGGAUUGCAAGGGCAAAGAUUUUGAGAUUCCGCAAGAAGGUAUAUACUGCUGCAAUUGCUGGACUGGUUUAUAGUGUUUGGAAGCUGAGGAACAACAUAACUUGGCAAGGGGAAUCAUUAUCCUCUAACCGGGUUACUGAGGAGACAAAAUGGAAUAUCAAAACCCGUAUUGCUGUGUUCACACCCAAGAAGACUAAAGAAGUAGAUAAACAAUGGUUCAAUGAACUAUAA